AUGAAGGGUGUACAAGAUCAGAUUUCUCAGCUGGAGAAAACAAACAAGGCACAAGGCCAACGACCACAGCAAGGAGAAAGAAAAUCUGGAGAUGCACUAGAUGCUGGCUAUGUUGAGCCCAAGCCACCAGAUCCUUCAUGGAUCACCAAACACCAAACUUCUUAUACUCAUGAAUACUCAAAUUAUUCUUAUCAUGAUUAUAACUCUGCUGAUGAUGUUAAUAUUUAUUCUUUUUCAGGAAGCAGUUGGUCCAGUGAGUAUCUAACAUGGGAAAGAAUCAUGGAUGAUUGGUUUAUAUACUAUGGCGUGCCAAAGAAGGAAAGGCUAGCUCAUGCCAUCAAGCAACUUUCCGGAAAAGCUUACUCAUGGUGGAAAAGAGUAGAUAAGACACAUAGUAAAAUUCCAGAAGAGGUUGUCACCAACUGGGAAGAUCUUAAAGAUGUUAUGAUCAGGAAGUAUGUGACUACACUUCCCACGCAAGAAACCAGAAGAAAAUACCCAAGGAGAUUUUCAAAUGGUGUGUCCAAAGAGGCAAAGAAAGUUGUGCCACAACAAGGCCAUAGAAGCUUGAUCUAUCAAGACAAGAUUCGGCCAAGACAGAUGCCCACGGUUUUAUAUGAUCAAUACCAACCUUAUGAGGUCUCAAAGGCAAUGGAGAAGAAAAACCUUGUCAGCCAAGACACGUUGGCCAGGUACAAAGAAAAAUCAGACAAACCGAUUUUUCAAGAUAAGGCCAAGGAUGUUAAGACAGGUCCUGAGGUCCAGAAAGACACGAUCACCCAAUCCUUGUUGAGAUCAAAAGUUGUCCAUGAUUUAAGUCCAAGAGAGAAGGAGAUUUUAAACCCAAAUAAAGAAGAGCCAUGCAGCCAAGGACUUAAGGAGCAUGAAUUUAAAGAAGAAGAACCACCAGGCGUGACUCUUGUGAUGGACCAGAAGAUUGUUCAAGAGACAAUGCAGUCCAUAUUGUUUAAAGAAGCAAAACCAAAACAAUACCAAGAACGUUAG
Messenger RNA from Brassica rapa (field mustard), 1005 nucleotides. RefSeq lists its product as uncharacterized. Lineage: Eukaryota; Viridiplantae; Streptophyta; Magnoliopsida; Brassicales; Brassicaceae. The record is from RefSeq and is a predicted model, not a curated record.